Molecule: messenger RNA, 474 nt
Organism: Fraxinus pennsylvanica
Lineage: Eukaryota; Viridiplantae; Streptophyta; Magnoliopsida; Lamiales; Oleaceae
Source: the annotation of a GenBank genome assembly
AUGAAUCAACUGCUUAAACUGGAUGGGAUCGUAGUCGAUGGUGAUGUCAAGUUACAGAGGAAAAUGCAGGUGAAAAAAGUGCAAAAGUGUGUUGAGACUCUAGAUGUUUUGAAGAUCAAAAACGCAAAGCCAACAAGCAAUGAAUACCACGAACCUGCACAUUCGCCUACAUCUAUCCAACCACAACAGCAGCCGAAGUAUUCAAAUGGGCACGUGCACCGAUAUUCAAAUGGGAGCGUGUCAUCACCUGUGCAACAGCAACAAGCUCCACAUUCAUUUAUAGAUUCACCAAAACAACAGCAGAAUCAACAACAAUCCAGGCACUCAUCCUCGGGAGAUGUUGUCAUAACUACACAGUGGGAAAUUUUUGAAUCUACACCAGCAACCAUUCCAGUUGCCCCUUCAACAUCCAUGACUACAUCAAGUACAAUCAAGCCAUCACAACCUAGUUCUUAUUGGGAUUUGCUGAGUUAG